This is a messenger RNA of Drosophila elegans, 3450 nucleotides long. It is a transcript of the gene Fbp1, whose product is annotated as fat-body protein 1. NCBI's taxonomy places the organism in Eukaryota, Metazoa, Arthropoda, Insecta, Diptera, Drosophilidae. The transcript has 2 exons. The coding region runs from base 96 to 3242 and encodes 1048 amino acids. The record is from RefSeq and is a predicted model, not a curated record.
AACACAGUUGCCUGCUGGUCUGUGUCUUAGCAAGCUAAAUCCUGCCGAGUCCUUAAAGCUAUACAAGUGCAGCAUCAAGAUCAACAUUCAGUAAGAUGAACAGGAUUCUGCUGCUGGUGGCCUUGGCGGCCAGUCUUGUGGCUGCUGGAAGGAUAACUAUGAAUCCGGAGCGGAUUCAGGGUAUUGAUCGCAUGUCCCUGGAGGAUCUGCAGCGCCAGAAGUUGAUCCUGGAUAUUGUGCAGAACAUUCGCCAGCCCUUGCAGCAGAACGAGCUGAUCCAGUUGGAUCAGGGUCUGAUUGUGGACAGCCAGCGCUAUCGCGGCGGCAUUGAUGUGGAGAUGCAGCGCGUCAUCGACUUGGAUCGCCAGCGCCGGCUGCUGGACGAGCACCAGGUGUACUCGUUGGGUCGCUUGGAGGAUGUGCAGCAGCUGCGUGGCAUCUACCGCCUGCUGGUCCGCUCCCUGGACUGGGACACCCUGCGGCGGAACGUGGUCUAUCUGCGCCGCAACAUCAAUCCGGUGCUGCUGGUCAAUGCCCUGGCCCUGGCCAUUCGCGAUCGCGAUGACACCCGCUCCCUGAUUGUGCCCGCCGUCCAGGAGCUGCUGCCCGAAUUGUAUCUGGACGAGGAGGUGAUCGAGCAGGUGCGCAGCGUGCAGCGGGAGCAAUCGCAGCGACCCUCACUCAUGGACAUUGUGGGUCUGCGCCAGCGCACCAUGAAUCCCAUGAUGAACAUUCUGAUGCCCUGGCGGGAGAUUCACCUGCAGAUGGCUCUGCUGCGGCAACAGCAGCAGCAGAAGAACCGCCAGAAUGUUGUGGGUCAGAGGCGAGUGGUGAUUCAAGCCGAGAACCAGGGACAGAUCGAGGGCACCUCUCUGCUCACCGAUGACAUUGCCCUGCGCAACUUUGUGCAGAUUCUCAUCCAGGAAUUGGCCAUGCAGGAGGAUGUCACUGAGGAGGAGCGUGAGCAGUUGAUCAACAGGGGGCAACAGGAGCAGGAGCACCAAUGGAUUGGUGAUCGGUCGCAAUGGAUACACAGGGAGCGGGAAAUGGGUCAGGAUGUGGACACUGGUCGUCUGCUGCGCGUGAACCGUCGUCGUCUGCUGGAGCAGGAUCAGGAUCAGGGUCAGAACAUCUAUGGCAACCAAAGGGAGCGUUUCCAGCGUCUGCUCAACCGCAAUGAUGACAACGAUAAUGAUGAUGAUGAUGAUAUUCGCAUGGGUCGUGUGCAACUGCAGCGUGGAAUCAGCCAGGGAGGUCUCCGCAUCGGAGGAGGAGUUCGUGACCUGCCCACCGUGAGUGUGGACAGCAACCGCCUGCUCCACGUGAACCGUCGUCGCCUGAAUGCCAUCAACCAGGAGGACCAGCAGGAGGAUCAGCUUUCGGGACGCCAGCGUUUGAUGGGCCUGAUGAGGAGAAACCGCGUGAGUGAGGGUCGUCGCGUUGGCCAGCUGGAUGAGGUGCGUCAGAACGAAUGGCAAAUGAAGCGUCUGCGCCAGAACCAGAACCAGAACCAGGACCAGGAUGACGAGCAGCAGGACCAGAUCCAGAGGCAAGGACGUCGCUUGGGUGUCCAAGAUCAAUUGGAGAGCGUGAGCCGAGAUGAUGAGCGUUUGGUGCACAUCAACCGACGACGCCUCAACCAGGACAUCACCCAACAGCAGCAGGAGCAGCAGCAGCAGCAGAGGACUAUGCCCCGCAGAAUCCACUCCAUUGGCGAGGGUCGUCGUGUCCUGGGAGAUCGCCUCAUCCAGGAUGAGGACAUCCUCAAGCUCAUCCGCAGCGACAACCGUCUGCAAAUGAUGAACGACGAUGAAAUCCUGGAGAUGCUCAAGAGGAACCGCCAGCAGCGUUUGGAGAAGCAGCAAAACGCCAAUGAUGAUGAUGAUGACAACGAUGACAACGAUGAUGAUGAUGAUGAGGAGCGCCGUCAGGGAGUGCGAAGCCGUCGUAGUCUGCCCAAUCUCCGCCAGCAGAACAGCCGACGCAGCGAGAUCCUCCUGCACAAUCUCCGCCAGCUGGUGGCCCGCCUCAACCAGGAGAGCAUCUCCCAGGGACAGAUGAUCGAGCAGCAGCAGCAGCAGUGGAUCAACAAUCCCCGCCUGUCGCAAAACGAGAGAUACGCCCUCCGGAUGAACCAAAUCCGCAUCGAUUCGCAGCGCAACCGUGAAGUUCUCGGGCAGAUUGGCCAGAUUGAGCAGCGUCUGCAGGAGGUCAUUGGUCAGGUGCUGAACCAGGUGAACGUGAACUCGCUGCGUGGUCAGAUGGAGGAUCAACGCCAGGUGGAGUCCCUGAUCGCCGAUGUCCUGCUGGGUCGCCUCGGCCAGGUGGGCAUUCUGAACAUCAUCCGCCAACUGGUGCAGGACAACGCUAGCAACCGUGGCCAGCAAAUCGAUCGCAAUGGCUUGGGCAUCCGGCUCAGCGAUCCCGUGGUGCAGCACACUCUCCGCCGGAUCGUGAGGAUCGUGGACCAGCAGCGGGAGCAGAUCCUGGGCGACUACCGCCAGGAGCAGCUGCAGAUGCGCGGUGUUGCCAUCAACGAUGUGCGCGUGGACAAGCUGCGCACCCGCAUCGAGGAACAUGACCUGGACCUCAGCAAUCUGGUCGAGGGGCGGCAACAGGAGAUUGUGGGUCGCCAGCGACGCCUCAACAACCGGGCCUUCACCAUUGACAUGGACAUCACGGCGGAUCAGGACCAGGAUGCCAUCAUUCGCGUGUUCCUGGGACCCGGCGAGGAUCAGCAGGGCAGACAGGGCGUGUCCCUGGACGAGCGUCGCCGUGAUUUUGUCCUCCUGGAGGCCAUCGAUGUGCAGCUGCAGUCGGGACGCAAUCGCAUCCAGCAGCGGUCCAUCGACAUCCCCUGGACCAGUCGCGAUGUGACUCCCCUGGGCGAGAUCUAUCGCCGGGUGAUGCUGCAGCUGAGGGGCCAGCAGGAGCAACCGGUUGUGGGUGGUGUGGGCAUCCAGGAGUUGGUCGGCGAGAACGGACGCUUCCCGCAGCACUUGCUGCUGCCGCGUGGACGACCCGAGGGCCUGCCCAUGCAGCUCCUGGUGGUGGUCUCUCCGCUGGUGGAGCAACAGGAGCGCCAAAUCGUUCCCGACAUCAGCAUUGGCAUCGGAUCCGCCUCCCUGCGCGAUGCCCGUCCCUUGGGCUAUCCUCUGGAUCGUCCCAUCCGCAACGAGCAGCAGCUGCUGCAGCUCUCCAACAUCCACCUCCAGGAUGUGGUCAUCAUCCAGGAGAACUAAGUCCCUCAUAAGGGUGUUUCCAACAACCGCAACCGAUCGACAGGCCAAGCCAUCGCCCAUGGACCCAUCUGAAAAGACCCAAACGAACCCUAGCUUAAGUCUAUCGAACCUUAAUCAAUUUACAAUAGCAAAAUGUUGAAUAUUCUUGUAAUCGAUUUAUCUAUAUUUGUAAUUAAAAUCUUUGCAAGCGAUGCAAACAAGCAUUAAA